UUUCCUUAGAAUAAUAAUAUCCUCUUUCUCAUCCUCAUCCUAUCUAGCUUCUAGCCUUAUCUGCUGAGACACUUGAAUUAAUGGCCAAAUCCAUCCUCUUCCUGAUCUCUCUUUUCUAUGCCGGUAGUAUUACCGUUGUCAUCUCUUCCUCCACCUCCGCCGCCACGACAAGCUUCAUCCAGGUUUCAUGCCGGGCAACAACAUACCCUACUGUCUGUGUUCAGUCCUUGGCCGGCUACGCAAGCACAAUACAGAAGAGCCACCGUAAACUGGCACACACAGCCUUGUCAGUGAGCUUGGAGCAGGCUCAGUCCACUAGAGCGUUUGUGAAUAAGCUGACCAAGUUCAAGGGUCUUAAGUCCAAGGAGAUAGAGGCCAUCCAGGACUGUCUCGAGGAGAUGAACGAUAGUGUGGACAGGAUAAGCCAAUCGGUUCAGGAGCUCAAAACAAUUGGGUCCUCCCGUGGUCAGAGCCAAGACUUCUUCUGGCAUAUGAGCAAUGUGCAGACAUGGGUCAGUGCCGCCUUAACGGAUGACACCACUUGCAUGGACGGAUUCUCAGACAAAGGGUUUAACCCCAGAAUUAAGGCUUCCAUUAAGACCCGAGUCACAAAUACUGCUCAGCUCACUAGCAAUGCCCUAUCCCUUAUUAAUCACUUUGCUGCAAAAUUCUGACCACUCAGGCCUCAGCCAGCAGCUAUCCUAUCACUAGCAAUUAAUUUUGAUGUUUUAUAAUAUUGUGAUAUAAUUACCUAUAUAAGUAAGAUUAACAAAUCAUGUGUGUUUAUAUACUCUGUCCAGCUAGUUAUUAUGUUUGUAUCAAUUAAAUCUCUGGUGCUUGCUGUUUUAUUUUGUAAUUAGAGAAGCAAAUUAAUAUAUUUAUAUAUAU
Molecule: messenger RNA, 888 nt
Organism: Impatiens glandulifera
Lineage: Eukaryota; Viridiplantae; Streptophyta; Magnoliopsida; Ericales; Balsaminaceae
Product: pectinesterase inhibitor 11-like
Exons: 1
Coding region: 81-674 (197 amino acids)
Biological process (GO): negative regulation of catalytic activity
Molecular function (GO): enzyme inhibitor activity
Source: RefSeq, a predicted model, not a curated record